Messenger RNA from Monascus purpureus, 3451 nucleotides. NCBI's taxonomy places the organism in Eukaryota, Fungi, Ascomycota, Eurotiomycetes, Eurotiales, Aspergillaceae. The record is from the annotation of a GenBank genome assembly.
AAUAACCAAGAGAUCUUCUCGAGCUUGUUUUAAGGUUGGAAAUGUUAGUGCUCAUCCGGAACGCCAAGACUGGUGACAGCUAACUUGAAUCAACCUGUGCUUUCUCUGGUGAAGCUUCCACCUACCGUCACAGCGCGCGUCAUUCCACUACCAACGCAGCACAAUGCUGUGUCUUCGAAUCUAACGUCCACUGCCCUUACCUAUCUCCGUGUGCAAUCUGCCACACAUGUCACACCGACAGCGUACCCUUGAAUCAUUCACCAGGCACCUCAGCAACAGGCUGAAGCGGCGGUCUCGAACCCUGGAAUCCGAUCAAGUGACAGACGCCGACGCCGACACCACUGCCUCUCGAUCCGAACUCUCCAAUGUAGCGAUAAUGAAUGAUGAUGGUUCCCUUGAGGGACUUGGAUCAGCAUCUGUCGCUCUGGACGGGAUGCAGGAUGUUGAUGAGGAUGGUCGGGAACGAAUGGACAACUUGAUGAAUGGAACUGGAGACCAAGAGCAAGCGCCGCUAUUCAAACAUCCACGGUCGAAGACGAUUUCAGCAGGGAUGCAUGUUGGCAAUGGUAAUAAUGGUGAUCGCAUUACGAAUGGGGAGAACGACAAACCUGGGCACGCGAAUGACCAUCGCUAUUCGAUUCCAUCGUCAGGACAGGAUCUAGACGCACUUUUUGAGCAUUCGCAGCUAGAAACAAAUGGUGGAAACGGGAUAUUCGAUGGUUCCAGGGCAGCUACUGGGUUGAUUGGGCCGUCUGGGGAGAGCUCGCCACGGAGAGGCGGUCCUGACAGAGUCUUGAAGCUGUCACCGUCGAAGAUUCAGGAACUCACAUCGUCGCCUGAAUCGGUUCCUUAUCGGAUAUUUCCCUUUCCCUCGACCUUGGAUGAGGCUCAAAAGGAUGAGUCAGAGCAGCUGCUGGAUGGUGAGACGGAAACAGCAAGGGACACCCCUGUAAUGAAAGUGCGAGGAAGGAAGGAUUCGCAUCCUAGAGGUCGACCUCAUGCGUUGCGGACCUUUUCGACACCAACGCCGUCCCGCAGACCGGUACAGCUCUCUUCUAAUAGCGAGCGUCUAUCGCAGACCUGGGCAUCGCGGACAAGACAGGGUAGACCCGGUGGUAACGGACGCAUUGAUCUCGACUUGAAGAAUCCCAACCUCGUGCCCCCGUCGCAGCAGAUCGCCGAUCCCCUUCCAUCUCCAAUGCCAUUGUCAAUCCCCCUCCCUCCUCUUUCGAUACCUACAUACCUUCAAUUGGAGCUGGCCUCUGGAAGACCGUCACCUUUAUACAUACACCGUUCCGUUCCAAGUGAAUUUCCUUACGAGUCGUCUCGCGUGAAGCUCGAGAGACUAGUCAAUUUUCUCAUGCUCCCGCCAGCCCUGGAGCAGGUGCUUUGGUUUGGGGCCCUGGCAUGUCUUGAUUCGUGGCUGUAUUCAUUUACCAUACUUCCGUUGCGGUUCAUCAAAGCGGUAUACAUAUUGCUUGAAUCAUGGGUGGUGAAUAUUGGGGUUGAGGUUCGGUAUAUUUCUACCUUUGUUGUGAAGGGUAUCGGGAGAGUGUGGCGGAGAAAGACACAGUCCGUUGCAGGGACAGAGCUGGAAAGCCGGUCUCGAACUGUCUCUGGUUCUUCUGCCAGGGUCGAGACGCUUGAUGGGGGAGAGCGAGAUGCCAGAGGCAAAUCCUUGGAACCAGGAAGACGACAUCGACGCCCCGACGGGCAGAAGUCGCAUCAUCGCCGGCAGAAGUCGAUUCCUUCGGCGCUGCUCCCUGACGACAAAGCGGAUAUCUUAAAGGGCCUGCUCAUGAUUGCAACUUGUUCUGUUCUUAUGUAUUUCGAUGCAAGCAGGAUGUACCACUGGAUUCGGGGACAGGCAGCCAUCAAGCUCUAUGUGAUUUACAAUGUACUCGAAGUGAGUGACCGUCUGUUGGCUGCUAUCGGGCAGGAUGUCCUGGAGUGUCUCUUUUCUCGAGAGGCGUUGGAACGCAAGCCUGACGGACGAAGCAAGGUCCUCCGGCCGUCCUGGCUCUUCCUUCUGGCCCUCGCAUAUACCGUGCUCCAUGCCACGGCGCUCUUCUACCAGGUCAUGACUCUGAACGUUGCUGUGAAUUCCUACUCGAAUGCUCUCAUCACUCUCCUUCUUUCCAACCAAUUCGUCGAGAUCAAAUCGACCGUGUUUAAGAAGUUCGAAAAGGAGAACCUGUUCCAGCUAACCUGUGCGGACGUGGUGGAGCGGUUUCAGCUGUGGCUUAUGCUCACCAUCAUUGCGUUGAGGAAUAUCGUGGAGACUGGAGCUUUCGACAUCUUUGGCAGUCUUGGAUCGAGCUUCGGCAGCAGCUUGUCAACAAGCACCAACAGUACGCCGCUGUCGACUCCUCCCCGUACGGCCACUUCGAUACUCCCUAAGUCCUUUACUCUGUUCCCCUCCUCUCUCAUCUCUUCUUUCAGCGGAAACUCCUUCAUCUCGACUUUGGGACAGGUCAUGGGCCCUUUCCUGGUUGUACUCGGGUCGGAAAUGAUAGUCGACUGGCUAAAGCACGCUUACAUCAAUAAAUUCAACAACACUCGUCCUGCUAUCUAUGGUCGUUUCCUCGAUAUUCUGGCAAAGGAUUACUACACCAAUGCAUUCGUUGACCAGAAUCUCACCCGCAGACUGGGUCUCCCAGUCAUCCCGCUGAGCUGCCUCUUCUUCCGCAUCUCCGUGCAGACAUACCAGAUGUUUCUUGCCUCGCUGCUUCCUUAUCCUCCCUCGUCAUCAACAGCUGUUGAAGCUCCCACCCUCUCAUCUAUACAUAAUAGCCACUACUUCUCCUCUUCUCCCUCGCCGGCCGCUGUGCCUCUCACAUCCCCUAUUACGCUAAAAAAUAUCAUUCCAACAUCUGCCGCUCACAUCAAUGCCUUCUUCCGCGCUAUGCUUGCCAAUGCCAUGCCGACGCCGGCCCGCUCAGUCCAGAUUUUCACUGUCGUCCUCAUCCUCACUGGAUUUGUCGCCCUGCUGAUUGUCAAACUGAUGCUAGGCAUGCUACUUCUCAAUUUUGCGCAAUCGAGAUACAAAUCCAUGAAAAACCACGAAAUUAGUCGCCAACAGCGGCAACAGCAACAACAGCAACAACACCAUUCACAGACUCCUGCGGCUACGACUGCAUCUACGUCCACUAGUACGAAUAAUAAUGCGAGUGAUGAUUCCUGGGGGUCAGUCCUAGCCGAUAGCAUGGGCUCAGAUUCCCGUAAUCGUGGCCACGCCGUAGACGGCAGCCGUCGCGUGGGUGGAUGGGGUGUUGUAGAAGUCAACGAUGACAAGAGACGGUGGAUCUAUGUGGAUGAUCCUGAGGGAUUGCGGCGGCUGAAAGAGAAAGAGGAUAAGGAGAGGGAGAAGAGUUUUAAGGAGAGUACUGGAGGAAUUGGUGGCAUGGAACAUGUUACGAGGUAUGAGAUGGUUGCGAAGAGGAUAUGGUGA